AUGUUCGCUGCGGCGACUAAGAACUUUGUGAAGCAGGUGGGAGACACAGGUCGGUUGAUCCCCGUACCGAGCCUGAGUGAGGCUGACCGCUACCAACCGCUCAGCCUGGUCACCAGGAAGAGGAAGAGACACUUCUGGAAGAAAACCAAGUAUGCCUCAACCCCCUUCUCCCUGAAAGACAUCCUGGUGGGGGAGAAGGAGAUCACAGCAGGGGUGUCGUCGUACCAGCUCCUGAACUAUGAGGACAAAUCUGACGUGGCCCUGAACGGCAGAUUAGGGAACCACCUGAUGAACGACGUGGGGUUCAACAUCAGUGGUUCAGACUCUGUGGCCGUCAAAGCCUCCUUUGGGAUCGUCACCAAACACGAGGUGGAGGUCCCAACUCUACUCAGGGAACUCAACUCCAGGAAAGUGGAUCUUGAUCACUGUCUGAUUCGUCAGUCCAAAGAAAGUGGGCGGAGUGUUCUCUGCGUUGUCAUGGAGAGCAUCCGUACGACUCGUCAGUGUUCUCUCACUGUCCAUGCUGGCAUGAGACGGACGACUAUGAGGUUUCAGAUUGAUGAUGGUCGAAACCCCAAAGGUCGAGACAAGGCCAUAGUGAUCCCAGCUCACACCACCAUCGCAUUCAGCAUCUUUGAACUGUUUGUUCGAUUGGAUGGACGACUUGACGACAGGACGUUUGAGGAGCUCACGCACACCCACUCAGACACCUAUAUGGACGACGUAGUGACAGACUACUACGAAAAAGCAGCCAGCAUGACGGACGUCUCCACCGCCUACCUGAGAGGGGACUCCCACUCCCGUGUCAACCUCCUCAACCACAACAUCCCCAAGGGCCCCUGUGCCCUGUGUGGCCGGGGCCAGACACCGAGGGAGACGGUCUACGGCUGUCUGGAGUGCUCCUCCGGUGGGCACAAAUACGUCAGGCUACACGUGGUGCCCUGCUUCGACCUGUGGCACAAGACGCUCAGCUGA
Messenger RNA from Salvelinus namaycush (lake trout), 975 nucleotides. RefSeq names its product pejvakin (gene pjvk). Gene Ontology annotation, biological process: programmed cell death. NCBI's taxonomy places the organism in Eukaryota, Metazoa, Chordata, Actinopteri, Salmoniformes, Salmonidae. The record is from RefSeq and is a predicted model, not a curated record. The transcript has 5 exons. Gene Ontology annotation, cellular component: cytoplasm. Bases 1 to 975 code for a protein of 324 amino acids.